CAAACCCAAAUUACCUGAUUCACUAAACCCCCCAAAACCCCUUUUGCCUGAGUCGGACUCGUCUCUCUGCUCCUUGCACCCUGAUUGCUGUUAAACAAAUUCAGUGCACCCUGAUUGCUGUUAAACAAAUUCAGAACUUCUCCACUAUUAAAUGAGCUAAUAUGACGAUUGAGUAGCUAAAUUGAUGAAUUCAGCAAAUUGCUUUUGUUUGUGAUGAAUUAAUGGUCAAUGAAGAAAGGUUUUGUUUAAGGGAAGAAAAUAUGCCUUUGGGAUUGAUACUAGGGCUUGGAAGGGCAAUGCGUAGGAAGCGUACAUCAUCGCUUGAUAUCCUCCAUCCAAAGAGGGCGCCAAGGAACUUCUACAAAGGAAAUAAGUGCAAGCCCACCGGAUUCCAUACACGCAAAGGUGGCUAUGUUGUGGUGCAAGAAAAGCUGCCUAUCUAUGUUGUGCCUGAUCUUACGGAUUUUAAGCUCAAACCAUAUGUUUCUCAAUGUGCACUGAACACAAAGACGACUGAGAAUGCUGGUGCGUUAAAUUAGAAUGUUAAUGCUACAAGUAUCUGAAUAUUUGAGUUAACGAAAUGCUACUAGACCGAUAGUUUUUGGGCGUGGAUUCAUCAAAGCAAGAUUGCAGCAUGUUCUGUUUCUAAUAUACGUGGAUUCAUGCAACAGAUUUCUGUACACAAUCAUGGUUGUUACUCAACACAAAAGCAGAACCAAUCCCCAAACACAGGGAGGAGGAAAACCAAAAUAUAUGUUUUCUCCAAUUUUCA
Spinacia oleracea (spinach) is the source of this 772-nucleotide messenger RNA. RefSeq lists its product as uncharacterized. Gene Ontology annotation, cellular component: mitochondrial large ribosomal subunit. The record is from RefSeq and is a predicted model, not a curated record. Gene Ontology annotation, biological process: translation. Gene Ontology annotation, molecular function: structural constituent of ribosome. The transcript is spliced from 5 exons. Lineage: Eukaryota; Viridiplantae; Streptophyta; Magnoliopsida; Caryophyllales; Amaranthaceae. The coding region runs from base 222 to 539 and encodes 105 amino acids.